Messenger RNA from Chionomys nivalis (European snow vole), 980 nucleotides. RefSeq names its product FXYD domain containing ion transport regulator 5 (gene Fxyd5). Gene Ontology annotation, cellular component: membrane. The coding region runs from base 172 to 741 and encodes 189 amino acids. Lineage: Eukaryota; Metazoa; Chordata; Mammalia; Rodentia; Cricetidae. The record is from RefSeq and is a predicted model, not a curated record. Gene Ontology annotation, biological process: regulation of sodium ion transmembrane transporter activity. Gene Ontology annotation, molecular function: sodium channel regulator activity. The transcript is spliced from 9 exons.
GGAACAGACACAGCGGGGGCCCCUGGCUUCCUUUGCCAGGGAACCACCGGCGAGGAGGCUGAGCUCCAGCUGCAGGAGCAGGGAGCGGCUUCUCAGCCUCAGGGGUGUCAGGAGACCAGGCUCAGCUGACGCUUCUGGUUUUCUUUGGGGAUCAGCUUUUGGAAGAAGGGGAUGGUGGCUUGGGGCUCUAGAAAGCAUCCCUUCCCAGAGAUGUCACCGUCCAGUUUGUGUCUGCUCACCGUUGUCGCCCUGAUUCUGCCCAGCAGAGGGCAGACGCCAGCAAAGGCCACACCAGGUUCUGCGAUGGACCAGACUUCCGUGAAUACUCCAGUCCCAGUUCCAGAUGAAACCAACCCAGAAGUCCAGCCUACCCCUCCCAUUCCGAUCGGGGAGACUGAUGAAACCUCACAAAGCCAGACAGCGGCCAAAACUGAGAUCCAGCAACCGACAGGAAUGGACACCAUAAAUCUGGCGACAAUGCCAGGGACACACAUGAGCAGAGAGAAAGGUACGACGGCACCCCCUGAGAUGGGGUCUCCAAGCCCAACCAUAGAGGAAGUGUGGUUCUACUUUUCUGAUUCACACGCCUCGGAUGAGAACAACCCCUUCUACUACGAUGAUUUCACUCUCAGGAAGCGGGGACUCCUGGUGGCAGCAGUGCUGUUCAUCACCGGCAUUGUCAUCCUCACCAGUGGGAAGUGUAGACAGUUGUCCCGAGUAUGCCUGAAUCGCCACAGGUGAGUGGGGACUGACACCCCAAUGGGCAGCCCAGCUGGAGCCUCCAUGCCACAGCAGCUCACCACCCCCUGCCGCCUCCCUCUGCCCCAAGAGCCUACAGAGUGGCCAACACAAAAUGAUUCUCGAAGGAAGAGGCCACUGGAGGGAGCCAGGACUUAGACCGGUGGCUUCCCCACCCCGAGGGUGCCUGCCCUGACCCUAUCUAAUCUGUUCAGAUAAAUCCAAGUGGUUUUUCUUCCAUG